AUGCAAACAGAUUUCACACUCUCUUGUCAAAAUUGUCAAAAUCAACAAAAUACCAUUCAAAUCAAACAAGGUUAUAUUGAUGUUGAUACAGGCAUAAUGAUUUACAUUCCUCUCACUCAAGAAAAAACAAUGAAACUGCCAUCAUCUAGUUCCUCUGCCAGCAUUUCAACUGUUGUCAAAAUAUUCGUUGAAUUAACUGAUACUCAUACAGGUGAAUUCAGAAUUAUGUAUUACCAUGUUACUGUGAUGCGUGUUGUUGUAACUACAAUUACACAGAUUGUUCAUCAAGUUAAUACCCAAACCAAUACAAUCAUGUCAUCCUUUGUUAAAGAUGGUGAUUCUAGUCAAAGUAUUUCACAAACAAUUAAUACCAUUGUUGCAACUACUCAAAUGUUACAAGCUUUACCUGAAUCUGAGAAGAGUUCCACUACUAUAACUAAUAUUCAAACAACUUUAUUAGAUAUUUUGGCCAAUGCAACUGAAACUACUUCAGAAGAAACAAUCUCAAAGUCAAUCUCAUCAAUGAUUGUCUUUGCUAUUCACACCAUGUUAAAGAAUGAGCACAAUAUUGGACAAGCUGUAAUUGAAAAAUCAGUGAAUGCUCUUGAAAAUAUUGUGGAACAAAAUUUCAGAAGCAAUGUUGGUGUUUCAUCUCAGACCUCUCAAACUUUCAUGUCAGUUGUUGAAAAUCUAGUCUAUGCCUCUCAAAACAUUGCAAAUCUGAAAGAUCAAUUCACAAGAGACGAAGAAAUUUCUGCACUUACUGAAAAACUUGCUCUCGCAAUUGUAACAGGAGAACCUGUAAGUGCGAGGGUUGUAGUAUUAAACAGUGGUGUUUCGAUUGUAAAGGCUGAUAAGGAAUAUUUUAAAUAUCUUUCUCAAUCAGUGAUUGGCUCACCAUCCUCAGCAAAUAGAAAAUACCAAGCAAAUAUUGUUAAUAUCACCGUGCCAGAUAUUCUAGUUAGUGAUAGUAAUCCACUUGGUUCUGCAACUUAUUCAGUUGUGGUUAAGGAAAACAUUCCAAUUAUUGUACAAAAGUUAAUUAAUCAACAGGAUGAAAAUUCCCCACUGGUCGUUGUUUCUCCAGUUAGUACAAGUUUCACUGUUCAAUCCAACACAACAGCUGUUGAUUUGGGACAAAAUAUUACAUUCCACAUUCGUGUUUCUAAAGAUGAUUAUACCAUCUUUGAUAUUUCUUCCUAUUCAUGUGUUAGAGUUCAAUCUGAUCUAGGAAAUGAUUACUCCUCUUGUUCAAUUUCUGGUUAUAAUAAUGCCUCUUCAACUAUUGAUUGUAAUUGUAUAUUCUCAGAUUUAUUCAUUUCUAAUGUGAUAGUUGUGAAAAACACUUCCCUUAGAACAUUACAAGCUUCCAAUACGACCAAUCUCACCACUCAUAUCAUUAUUAUUUCAGCAGUCAUUGGUGGAACCUGUUUAAUUUCGGUUACUUGUUUCUUCAUUGCACUAGUUGCUGUUGUUAUUUAUUGUAUUAGGGGUUGUGGAAGAAGAAAAACUAGGCCACACGAAGAGAAGGAUAAUUCCUCAGAUGGUGCAGAAAUGGUUAUUCGUAUACCUAUUGCUCAAAUGAUUUCUCUUCCCUCGCAAAGUCCAUAUCAGGAAUCAGCCAAUACAACUUCAACACAAAGUCAAGGUAGUACUACUGCACGGAUGUUGGUAUAA
Molecule: messenger RNA, 1677 nt
Organism: Naegleria gruberi
Lineage: Eukaryota; Heterolobosea; Eutetramitea; Acrasida; Naegleriidae
Exons: 1
Coding region: 1-1677 (558 amino acids)
Source: RefSeq, a predicted model, not a curated record